AUGGCGGUGAGAAGCCUCACAAUUGCCCGAUAUGCAAGAAAAAUUUCUCUCCACUAUACCAUAAGAUCAUAUGGCGGACUUAUAGCCGUGAGUAGAACGUUUGCUCGAUUGCAACAGCAGUUUCUCUCACCGAUGCAAGAGGGAGAACCAUAUGAGGACUCAUCUCAUGAGAUGUCGUACGGUUGUCUCACAUGCAACAAAAGUGCUCAGCUUCUUCGUUUCUACCCUCAGUUCAAGCGAAGUGACAUGCGGCAUGUCGAUGAAAUGGCUGCAUCUCUGGUAAGAGCCUGA
Molecule: messenger RNA, 291 nt
Organism: Loa loa (African eye worm)
Lineage: Eukaryota; Metazoa; Nematoda; Chromadorea; Rhabditida; Onchocercidae
Exons: 1
Coding region: 1-291 (96 amino acids)
Source: RefSeq, a predicted model, not a curated record